Molecule: messenger RNA, 615 nt
Organism: Styela clava
Lineage: Eukaryota; Metazoa; Chordata; Ascidiacea; Stolidobranchia; Styelidae
Source: RefSeq, a predicted model, not a curated record
AUGCCUCGUAAAUGGAAGAGAACUAGUAAAAGAUGUCAAUGGAUGGAAGAAAACAUGAAAAAAGCAAUUGAAAUGGUACAAAGCGGAGGUAAACUCCUGACUGCAGCACGUACAUAUUCGGUUCCAAGAGCUACACUUCGCCGGCAUGUUUAUCAAACACUGAAGAAGGCCCCGGGAUCACGGAGUCUAGGUUGUUCUCCUACCUUGGGCCAGAAUGAAAAGGAUCUUUUGCAACAUAUACUCGAAUUUGAAAAGAGAGGCUUCCCAUUAACAGUUAAAGACAUUCGAAAGUUGGCUUAUGAAUUUGCAAUGGAGAACAAAAUUCCUAAUAAAUUUUCAGAAUCUUCUAAAAUGGCUGGAAAAGACUGGUGGAGUGGCUUUCGGGAACGAUACGGAAACUUGAUAACUAUACGAAAGCCGCAGCCCCUGUCAAUUCAAAGAGCAAUUCAUUUAAACAAGCCCACAGUCAAUAAAUACUUUGACCUACUGGAGGCAGUAAUGAAGGAAAAUUCACUUUUCAAUUCGCCAGCACGAAUUUACAAUAUGGACGAAACUGGAUUAAGCCUUGUACCAGGUGUGUCGGUUCAAAAGGAGCUCGAUAUUCAAGCCAAGUGA